GAAGUUACAGCAUUUUUUGACCAAAUGGACAAAAAGUUACGGGCAAAUGAAAAUUUAUUUGACACGAAAACUGAUCUAUAUGGAUCAGAGGUCGCGGUGCAAAUGAUUGAUGCAAAGUUGAGCUCUUUUCAAUCAGAGAUAUCUUCUGUGAGCAAUGUGGUCACGACAUCAGCUACCGAACAUGACUCUGAAAAAAAGGAACAUGAAAGUUUUGUCAAUGUUGAAGCAACAGCAGAUGAAGCCGAGUAUGCUCUCACGAAUCCGGAUAACAAUCGAAUUGUUUCCGAAACUAUACAAACGUCAAGUAGUGCACAAGCUUACGUAUACGACCAAGAAGCAGAUGACGAAGAAAUUGACAAAAUUUUCAUUACUAUUGCAGAUAUCUGA
Molecule: messenger RNA, 387 nt
Organism: Paraglomus occultum
Lineage: Eukaryota; Fungi; Glomeromycota; Glomeromycetes; Paraglomerales; Paraglomeraceae
Source: the annotation of a GenBank genome assembly